This is a messenger RNA of Morone saxatilis (striped sea-bass), 2124 nucleotides long. RefSeq names its product leucine-rich repeat-containing protein 19-like. The transcript is spliced from 3 exons. Bases 125 to 685 code for a protein of 186 amino acids. Lineage: Eukaryota; Metazoa; Chordata; Actinopteri; Moronidae. The record is from RefSeq and is a predicted model, not a curated record.
CCCAGCAAGACUUCCACAAGGAGCUGAAGAGGAAGACAAAAACAGCAGUUAAAAGUAAAGUCUAAGAGACAAACACCUGCUCUGUCAGUUAUUUUGUACAGGUUUCUUCCCUCAGGACACAGAGAUGGGCCGGUGGAGCUGCAGCGUCUUCGUGGUGUUUUUGUUCUGUGGAGCUUUUAUUAAAGAAGCACAUCCAGCUACUAUAUCUGAUGUUGGGGGACACAAAGGUGCUCAGAGAAACCUUCUGAUGGAAGAAGAUCACUUAAACAGUAACAGUACUGACAUUCGAAGGGCAGCAGACCCAGACGAGGGCUCAAAGUCUGUGACGUGGACCUAUCUGGCUGCAGGACUGGGCACAGUCCUCACCAUCUCACUCAUCAUUGUGAUGGCUGUCAAGUUUCGCCUCUUCCAUCGCUUCUUGGCCAGCUACAGACACUCCCUGCUCCAGGAGGCCGACGGGGUCAGCCAGUACGGCCAGGAGGAGGCGUCCUUCCCUAACAGCGUGAUGGGUAGAAUGGGAGUGGCUGGAGGGACUCCAAGAGGACUGGAUGAAGAUGAUGAUGGCUUCAUUGAGGAUAACUAUAUCCAGGCCAGUGAGAAAGACAGGGCAGAGAGAGAAAGAGAGGAGGAUGGCGAGGAGGGGAUAGAAGACAGCGACGAUGAUCUUCAGUUCACUAUAGGGUGAUUAGAUAAAGGGAGACUUCAUCGGAAACUGUCAGUUUACAUCUCAGAUUAAAUGACACUAUGGAGAAGAUGUUGAUUCUAAACCUUUCUGGCUUGUAACCCUUUAAAAUGAAUCAUACUGCCUACCUGCAACCUCUUCACACACCAUCACACCAUGUCUAUUAGGGGUUCCAACAGAGAGUGAGUUCCCCUCAAAAAGUCUCAUAUUGUUUCAUUUAAACAAUUGCUAUAGACCAGAAAGGACAAAACUCUAAAUAUCACACAAAAAAGAUUUUAUUUGUUUGUCAGAAUUGUGUUGAAUUGAAUAGUUUUUUCUUGUUCCAUUUAAUCAUUUCGGGGCUUCCUGUUAGCCCUUGGAGGGGGCGUGACCCUUAGCUUGAAACCGUUGAAAGUGCACAGUAGAUAAACGUAUGAUAAAUGUAAAAAAUUAAUGAGGCACAGUUUUAUAUCCAAACCUGGACUAACAUUUAGGAUGAUCUACUGGCAUAAAUGUAAUAUAAUCUUCAUAGUUGUGUUUUCAUUGGUGUAUAAUCAACUACAUAUAGGAAUCGAUGAGUUUUCGUUACCUUAGAAUGAGCCAUUUUUAUCUACAGCCGGACAAACCAAACAUUGAAACAGUAUGUACACUUCACUUCCUAAAUCCUGCACACUUUUUGCACAAAUUAUUUGAGUGCAGUAUAACAGUUGUGAGCACAUUGUCAUGGUUUGGGAUUUUCUUUGUUGGUUUCCUGUUUUAUUUUGUAAUGUUCCUUCUCUUGUGUCUUUUUUUGCUUCACUUCCUGUCUUUGUCUGUUUUCCCUCCAGUUUUGAUUGUUUGCCCUGCCUUGAUUAUUAUCACCUGUGUCUUGUCAUCCCUCCCCUCACCUGUGUAUUGAGUCUUUGUGUUUUGUUGGUUCUGUGUCAGUACCCCAUGGAUACUCUGCUCUUGCUGUUUUCCCUAUCUGUUCUUGGUUGUUUUUCCUCAUAGCUUUUUCUAGAAUUAUAUCAGUUCCCUGUGUGCCUACCUGUUAUUGCACCAGCCUGUAAGUUUUCUUCAAUAAAUCACUGAAGUUAUUCUGCUGCCUGGCCUAUCUUGCGUUUGGCUCCAACCCUGAUAUUUUUCUAGUUGUAACCAACAUCCCAUCAUAUACUUAGGCUGGGUGCACGAUGUCAGAUUCAUUGAAGGAAAAAGUGUUAUCUGCACCUUGCUGAUGUCAUGUUUGCCUACAGUAUAUAUACUUUGCACUUUUCCCAAAGGAGAUCCAGUAAGUUGAAAUGUUGCCAGACAGAUUAUCAUACAAUAUAAUAAAAGGAAUGUGUUGUGUCUGUAUAUAUCCAUCUAUAAGUUGUUGCUAAUGAAAAAUGUUGAUGGCAUCAUUUGAGUAAGUAAAGUAUUUACAUUCAAGUUAUGCUGGUUGGUUGAUUUAUAAUUUGGCUGUGAAUCAACAACAAAGAAUGAAU